This is a messenger RNA of Oncorhynchus gorbuscha (pink salmon), 7676 nucleotides long. Its product is annotated as cysteine-rich motor neuron 1 protein-like. Gene Ontology annotation, molecular function: serine-type endopeptidase inhibitor activity; protein binding. The transcript has 17 exons. The record is from RefSeq and is a predicted model, not a curated record. Bases 622 to 3705 code for a protein of 1027 amino acids. NCBI's taxonomy places the organism in Eukaryota, Metazoa, Chordata, Actinopteri, Salmoniformes, Salmonidae. Gene Ontology annotation, cellular component: extracellular region.
AGAGAGAGAGAGAGAGAGAGAGAGAGAGAGAGAGAGAGAGAGAGAGAGAGAGAGAGAGAGAGAGACACACUGAAUAUGCGAUAGCAAGAAACAGUUUAUUUCAAUUAGGCUAGUAAAGCGAAUCUCGGAUAGGAAGGUGACCAGAGGAUUGCGCUUCUACGCGAGGGAACAUAUAUUAUAGAGCCGUUCUGUUGCAGUUACAGACGAGCUGAACAGGAAGAAUUCCCUUGCUUUCUGAGAGCGAGAAGGAGUGACUCUGAGGCAAUGAGACAUAAGAACAGUGAAGAAAGUUUAAAUUUCUAAAACAAACUGAAACUCACGACUACAGCGCGGAACACAGAAACCAUGCACUCUAUAUACAGUGUGGGGUAAUUGCCGUUUCAUGCGCAUUUUAACGGAUCGUUUUCUUUCCUGGUUUACAAGAACCAGGACAAAAGUUUAUCUAACGGAACGUAUAACAACAUACAGCACAAAUCUAGACUGUUUACCGGAACGUUGAGCAUUUUAGAAGAACUGUGGUGUUCUUCGCAUUGCAUAGCUUAGCUGGUAUUUUCUACCUCGCUGGACUGGUGAUUUGUGGGUCCGCGGACGGGUUGUGGAUAUAUAUAUAUUUUUUCUCCCAUGGCCUCUGCCAGGAUGUACUUUAUAACGAGAUGCAUUUUAAUAUCCAUGAUUUGGAAGAGCAACCGGGCUCUUUUAUGUCUGCCGUGUGAUGAAUCUAAAUGCGAGGAGCCAAAGCAUUGCUCUGGCGCCGUGGUGCUCGGUAUCUGCGGCUGCUGCUCCGUCUGCGCCAAACAGAAAAACGAGAGCUGCGGUGGUGUCUACGGUCUGUACGGGACUUGUGACCGGGGGCUCCGGUGCGUGAUCAGACCGCCGCUGAACGGUGGAUCCAUCACGCAGUAUGAAGUCGGAGUCUGUGAAGAUGAAAACUGGGACGACGACCAGUUGUUGGGAUUUGAGCCGUGCAACGAGAACCUGAUCACGGGCUGCAACAUCAUUGACGGGAAGUGUGAGUGUGACAGCAUACGGACCUGCAACAACCCCUUUGAGUUCCCCAGCCAGGACGCAUGCCAGACCGCUCUGAGGAAGAUUGAAGAGGAGCGGCCUGACUGUUCCAAGGCGCGGUGUGAGGUGCAGUUCUCACCCCGCUGCCCUGAGGACUCGGUGCUAAUCGAAGGUUACGCACCCCCUGGAGAGUGCUGUCCCCUGCCCAGCCGCUGUGUCUGCAGCCCUGCAGGGUGCCUGAGGAAGGUGUGCCAGCCUGGAUACCUCAACAUCCUGGUGUCCAAGGGCUCUGGGAAGCCUGGAGAAUGCUGCGAUCUAUACGAGUGCAAACCAGUGUUUAGUGUGGACUGCAGCACAGUGGAGUGCCCUCGUGUCCAGCAGAUUCAGUGUCCACCUGACAGCUAUGAGACCCAGGUGCGUCUCACCGCAGACGGCUGCUGCACCCUUCCCACCAGGUGUGAGUGUUUGCCCGGCCUGUGUAGGUUCCCACAAUGCACUGCCGGGAGCUCCCCCGAGGUGGUCUUCCACGGCAACGGUAACCCCGGGCAAUGCUGUGAUGUGUACGAGUGCAUCAACGAGACCAAACCAGCGUGCAGCUUCAACGGGUCGGAGUACCACGACGGAGACAUGUUCCGAAUGGACGCCUGCCGCUUCUGUCGGUGUCAGGGAGGGGUGUCGGUGUGCUUCACCGCCCAGUGUGGCAUCCUGCACUGUGAACGCUACUACGUCCCUGAGAGGGAGUGCUGCCCUGUCUGUGAAGACCCCAUCUACCCAGUGCUGAACUUUGCCGGUUGCUACGUGAGCGGGGAGAUCCUCGCACACGGAGACCACUGGCGUGAAGACGACUGUACGUUCUGCCAGUGUGUGAGCGGCAAUGCCCGGUGUGUGGCUGCCGCCUGCGGGCACAGCUGCCUCAACCCUGUGACUGUACCAGGAGAGUGCUGCCCAGUGUGUGAGGAGCCCACCUACAUCACGAUGGCGCCCCCUACCUGUCAGUCAUUGGAGAACUGCUCCCUGUCAGAGAAGGACUGCUUAUACGGAUUCCGACAGAACCUGAACAGCUGUCGCACCUGCCACUGCAAGACACGAGAAGAGCUGUGCAGUGCCCUGACCUCUGACUGUACCCUGAAGUGUCCAUUCGGCCUGCAGACAGACGCCCAUGGCUGUGACGUAUGUCAGUGUCGCCCCAGACCCAAGAAGUGUAAGGCUGUGGUUUGUGACAAGGCCUGCCCCUUCGGAUUCAUAAAGAACAAGCAUGGUUGUGACAUCUGCCGCUGUAAGAAGUGUCCAGAGUUACCUUGUGACAAACCCUGUCCAAUGGGCUUCCAGCAGGACGAGAUGGGCUGCCUGAAGUGCCAGUGCAGAGACCAGAGCUCCUCAUCAGUCGCCCCAUCAGUGAAAAAGGGCUCAUGUCUGUCCAUGGAUGGAAGACGGCACGAGAAUGGGGAGAACUGGCACGAUGGCUGCCGGGACUGUUACUGCCACAGUGGCAGGGAGAUGUGUACCCUCAUCUCGUGCCCCGUGCCAGCCUGCGACAGCCCUGCCAUACGGACUGGACAGUGCUGCCCAUCCUGCCCAGAGGAGCCCAGCUCCCACAAGCCAGACCUGGGGGACUCGUCAGUGUGCCUGGCCCCGGGGGGAGAGUACUUUGUGGAGGGGGAGACGUGGAACAUCGACGCCUGCACCCAGUGCACCUGUCACAGUGGGCGUGUCCUGUGUGAGACAGAGGUGUGCCCGCCCUUGCUCUGCCAGAGCCCAAUCAGAACACAAGACUCCUGCUGCCCUCACUGCCCAGACGAGCCCAUCACUCCCCAAUCUCCCAGUAAUGACAGCAUGCCCAGCUACUGCAGGAACGAGGAGGGAGACAUCUUCCUGGCCGCAGAGUCCUGGAAGCCCAACACCUGCUCCAGCUGUGUGUGUCUGGACGGUCAGAUCAGCUGCUUCUCAGAGUCCUGCCCACCUGUUGGCUGUGCCAGGCCCGUGCUACGCAAAGGACAGUGCUGCCCCUAUUGCCUCGAUGCCACACCGCGAGCCGUGUGCCACUUCAAUGGGAAGACAUAUGCAGACGAGGAGCGCUGGGACAUAGACAGCUGUACACACUGCUACUGCCUUCAGGGACAGACCCUCUGCUCUACUGUCAGCUGCCCCGCCCUGCCUUGCCACCAACCCACCAUAGUGGAGGGCAGCUGCUGCCCCAUGUGUUCAGAGAUGUACGCACCAGCACCCACCAACGUGCCCAUCGAGAAGACAGACCAGCAUGGAGACAGGAACCAGCCUGCCUGGCCCACACGCAGUGAAAAUGACAUCAUGCCCCAGUUCAGAGGGGACUUUGGUAGUCUCCAAAUGCCCUAUCUGGAUGGGAAGACCCCAGUUCCCAGUGAGGACACCAAACUGCACUCUGUGGCUUGGGUGGCACUGCCCAUCGUCAUGAUGCUCUUCACCAUCACAGCUCUGCUUUACGUCAACCAGAAGAAGCAGUGGAUCCCUGGGCUCUGCUAUCGCACCCCCACUAAGCCCACCUGCCUCAACAACCAGCUGGUGUAUGUGGACUGCCAGAAAGGUACCACGGUGCAGGUGGACAGUUCGCAGCGCAUGCUCCGGAUCGCCGACCCUGAUUCUAGGUACAGCGGUUACUACAGCAUGCAGAAACAAAACAACUUCAACAACCUGCAGGCUGACAACUUCUACCAGACUCAGUGAGACAGACUGGCCUCGCCUCGCGUCCUCUACUCAGCAGUCAGCAAGCAGCCAAAACCAGAGAGAGAGAGAGAGAAUGAGAGAGCACCUUACCUACAGUACCUUCAGAACAACUAUGACUUACCACAGACAGACAAAGACAUGUCACCAAACCUAUAAGAUGACAAGAUCACUAGCAAACUAGCAAAGGUCACUCCAAACAAAAAAAGAACAGACAGACAAUUGACAAUGUCCUCAAGAUUAAUAACAAACCAAACAAAAUAGAAUAGAAUUAGGAUUAUGAUGACACAAUGGGAGAACCAGAAUCUAGACUUUCCCUAGAUUAUUAUUAUAAAAAAUGAUUGUGAGGGAGUGUUACGUGUGUGUGUGUGUGUGUGUGUGUGUGUGUGUGUGUGUGUGUGUGUGUGUGUGUGUGUGUGUGUGUGUGUGUGUGUGUGUGUGUGUGUGUGUGUGUGUGUGUGUGUGUGUGUGUGUGUGUGUGUGUGUGUGUGUGUGUGUGUGUGUGUGUGUGUGUGUGUGUGUGUGUGUGUGUGUGUGUGUGUGUGUAAAGUUAGAUAUGAAGCUUUGGGAUUAGGACAAACUGGGUAUUUUUCAAGCUAUGGUAUUUUCCUGCAUUCCUGCUUCCUUGAAAAAGGCCUUUGAAGAGAUAAACCGAAUAAUCCAAGCUAUUGUUUUCUGUUGAACACUGAACUUUUAGAACCAAAGCUCCUCUGACUGUCAAAUAAAAAAUCACACCCUGUGAGAGCGAGGCUAGAGGAACGCUGUGGCCUGUCUGAGCUGAGCUAAGCCAUGGCAGGACGGACUGACGACUGCCGGACUUCAUGUGGCGACUCAGACGAAAGAGAGUGAACGAAGGAAAGAAAGAGAGGUCAGACACCGUAGACCACAUCACAGACAGACACCUCUCUCAGGUCUGUUCAAGCUGGACUAUUCCUCCCUUCUUUCCUUCCUCUUUUCCUCCCCUCCUUUGAAAACGUCAAAAUUGGCUCGUUGUCUUUUCUUUUCCUGUGGAACAUCACCUGUUGGAAAGGAAGUGGACAGAAAGAAAGAAGCGCCACUCGCUCCGUCACCAGGCGGUUGUUCUUCCUGGUCAGUCGUUUGGAUUUCUAAUAUCUGUUUAUUUUCCUUGGAUGUUCUCAUUUUCCUCGUCAUUUUCAAAUCUCCGUCAUAAUUUGGCUAAAUGUAUUUAACAUCAAAGGACAAGUUGACUUUCACUCACUCCAAACAAUGGUGUCUUUUAUUUUGGAUAAAGAAUAAAGGGGUUCCGGUUGAUAAAGGCAGGAUGAAGCGAGUGUAUUUCUCGAGGACUUGCGCAUAUGCUUUAUAAGUGCUGCUUUGCUUCUGUAAGUCUGUUUUCCACUGAGUCACACACACAUAGAGAUACUCUUUGGCUCCUUUAGGAAACACUGAGAAUACAAGGAAACAUAGUGUCAUCGAAUAUGUUCAAAUGUCUUUUCUCUUGGGGUCUCUGAAGACGAACUACGGUAAAAGUAGCUCUUUGAUAUUUUUCCUCCUUCCUUUUGUUUUGUUUUACUGGCUGUGCGACUAACAAGUCUCCUCUUCUGGAGGCUGUUGCAUCACCUCGUUUUACCCAAGCACCUUUGUUAUUUUAGUCUUUGCAACAAACAAACAAAAAAUGGUUUCAAACAUUAUAGGAACACUUGUGUACAUAUUACUGCAACAGAUGAAAAUAUUGUGUGACUAUAUAUGUAUGUAUGUUGUGUAUGCAUGUAUGUACGUGUGUCAACACACAUUCAUACAUACAAGGUUUGUUUUCUUCACAUAUACAUUUCUCCAUUCAUUUCCUAUUGAAUGUAUUUAUGAUUGAGAAAAGAGAUGUGAUGUAAUAAUGGCACACCUGAUGAGAACUAGCAUUCCAUUUGCCUUGCUUGUUUGAAAAAAGUCAAAAAGAGGAGUGAUAGAGACAGGACGGAAAAAAGACGAACGUCAAUCUUUUUUUUCUCAUUUAUUUGAUGUCAUUUUUUUAAAAACCCAUUGUAUGUCCAUGAGGGCUUUGUUUGAUUGGUCUGUGAGUUCCCUAUCUAUUUGUGUCAAUAUGCUUCCCUGAAUGAAGCAAUGUCCAAAAUGCCAACCGUAUAAUGACAAGUGAGUUCUGGGCUGAGCAGUACCAGGCUCUCUCAAUCUUUUAUUCUUCUCUUUCAUUUGCUUCUGAUGUCAAAACUACUGGAAAGUGGGUGGACAUAAGCUCUGGGAGAGAGAGAGGGUGGGAUGGAGGGAUGGAGGAAGGGAGGGGUAGUUGUCGACUUGUGAUAGUUUGUCUUGGGUGUAUCUUAAUCUGUCUGACAAAAAUGUACGUAGAAUCAUACAUCUUGGCACUUUUAUAUAGAAAAUAACCUCUUGGUGUUUUUUUAAUUUUAUUUUUGUUUUUACAAAUACUUUUCUUUGAAAUAGGUGCCCUUCGUUUUUUUCUGAGCCCUGUGAGAUCCAGUGUUACAAAUUAGGUUCCAGUUGCUUCUGAAAAUUUUAUCUGCAAAACCACAACUUAAAACUCUGCAUAAUAGUUUGUUUAAUGUAGAACUGUAAAAUUGGAAUGUGAUACAAGACGAGGCAACUGUGUGCUUUAGGACCAUGCGGAUACCACCGAGCGGUCGGGUAGGCUGUUUGGAGUGUUUAUCCGACUGGAUUAAAAAAUACAAAAAAAAUUAUACCCCCCCUCUUCUAAAACCAAAGUUGCGCCCCUGAUUUCUGAUGAGAGGGAGAAAUAUUUAACUUUCAAAACAGUUAUUGCAACUGAAGCUUGCUCUUGUUCUAAGUUUUCUCCAAACAUAGGACAAACAUACUCAAAUAUACUGUAUAACCAACAGCUACUGUAUGUUUUCAAAGAACAGUUGAUUGGUUCAAUUCUCCAACCUAUUAUGCAGCUCUAUCAUCUGGACACAAACCACGUUAUUCAAACCCCACUUAAAAUCCACAGAAAUUCAGAUCGUUGAAGUGAUGAAUAAUAGUGAUUGAUUUGAUUAUGUUCUAUUGUACACACACGUCACCUUGACUGGCUGAGUUCUUAUAUGACUUGGCUGUAGGUUGCAGGACAUGGCUCUACAACUCUUGGUUGAGUAAAGUGCUACUACAAGAUAAGCAUCUUAUUCACAAUGGGUCUUACAGGGUGAAAUCUUUGUAUUUUUCAGUGCAUCCUCCAAGUAUUGUUGUAAAUACUUGAGCAUCACUUGCCAAAUCAAAAAUAAACACACAAAAAACAUGGUUGGAAAGAAAGAGAGAGAAAAAAAUACAAUUUAAUUUAUUGUGUUAAAUGACCGAAAUAAUUUAUUAACGAGUAAGAUAAUUGAACAUGAACAUAAUAGGAGAUGAAAUGAUAAUGCAGCUGAAAUUGUGAAACUGUUUUGGUGUUGUGUUGGUCUCAAAGAGCGUUUUAAAUAAGUUUGUACUUUAGGCAGGUGGAGAAGUUGGAGGAUCACAAGCUUCCUCAUCUUUAAUCAGGGUUUUUGGACACCUAUGGACCUGCCUGAUCCCAGGUCUGCUUUGUGCUGUCUUGCCAACUUCCAUGGUCAUUGUCAUUGCACUUUGAUUGUCACGCAGUGUGAUAACGACCAUAUGAGUUGGCUAGCUAGACAACACGAGCAGAUCUGGGAUCAGGCUAGAUCUGUCUUGUCCACGCACAAAAGCCUGACGCCCUGAUGAGCCUGUUCCUCUGUCCCAAUAAAGAUAGCCCUUUGAGAUGGGAGGGAUAUCUCUUUGUUCCCAUUCUUUCCCUUUACUCUUUUAAUUUACACAACUGCCAAUCCCCUUUAUAGGCUGUAUAGUACCGUUGUUUUAUGCUUAUGUAAAAAAUUAACAUGUUGAUAUUGAUAAUGAUGAUAUUGCAAAAACAAGAUCCAUAAAGAGUGAUAGAUAAAGACGUGGUUCUGAAUUUCCCGUAGCAACAGCGGAUUCUUUUGCAGGUUCCUGUAUUGUUUUUGUUUCUUUCUUUGCAGCACAAUAAAUCAUUUGAAAACAGA